Messenger RNA from Gilbertella persicaria, 2237 nucleotides. Its product is annotated as heme peroxidase. NCBI's taxonomy places the organism in Eukaryota, Fungi, Mucoromycota, Mucoromycetes, Mucorales, Choanephoraceae. The transcript has 8 exons. Gene Ontology annotation, molecular function: heme binding; peroxidase activity. The record is from RefSeq and is a predicted model, not a curated record. Gene Ontology annotation, biological process: response to oxidative stress. The coding region runs from base 81 to 2201 and encodes 706 amino acids.
UAUUUUCUUACUUAUUUAAACACGCCUUGAAAACUUUCUCUUUUCUUUUUUCUUUAUUCUCUUUCUUGCAUUAAACAAAUAUGCUAGGACCUUCACCUGUAGCUAAACCCAUUGAACCUCGCAAUUACUUUGUCGAUUUUUUGGACAAGAUCAAACAUGACAUGGAAGACGAAGAUUUGAUCAAAAGCUUUCAUGCACUUACAGAAAACAUACAGCGCAAAUCUCCCAAGACCACUACUCAAUUCAAAGCGGCUAAUGGAGGUGCAGUGGUAUUAAAGGCGAACAAGUCUUCUCCUCCUUCUUCUUCUGGUCGUGUUGAUCCAAGCCCUUCAUCUCAACCCACAGGGUUCAAAUGGACCUUGGAAUCCCUGGCUCAAAACAUCAAGGCUGCACUCCAUAUCAACCCUACCAAUACGGGUGCUAUUAAAGAUGCUUUAUCCCUGCCUAUCAAAGACCAACUUACGUUGUUAGGGGCCAUUACUGAAAGAUUACUUGGAAAAAAUGCGCCAGUGAACGAUCGUAACAACACGUUCGAAUCUGUCAUGAACAUUUUAGGCAAUUUGGGACCAGAAUACAGUGACCUUAUUUAUGUUGUUACUCAGCCAUUAAUCCAACAGUUUUAUAAUGAUCUCCCCAAGCCUUUUAUCAACUACGUUGGCCAUAGUUUCCGCACUGCUGAUGGAAGUUAUAACAGUCUUAUUUUCCCUGAAGUUGGUAAAUCGGGUUCGAAUUAUACCCGUACUGUAGUAAGAACUGGCCUUAAUAAUACAAAUCUACCUUCGGCUAAACUCGUGUUUGACAAACUCUUGAGAAGACCUGAGGGUGUAUUUAAUGAGCACAAAGGCAGUGUCAACAUGAUGUUACUCUAUUUGGCCAUUCUUAUCACCCAUGAUUUGUUUUAUACUGACCCAAAUGACCCCAAGCGUAAUCUGACCACAAGCUAUAUUGACCUUUCUCCACUUUAUGGUUUCAACCAAGAAAAUCAAGAGUCAGUGCGUGAAAUGAAAGACGGUCUUUUGAAACCUGAUCAAUGGUUUGAUAAACGUCUCGUCAUUCAGCCUGCAGGUGUUGCUAGUCUAUUGGUUAUGUUCUCCCGUAAUCAUAAUUAUAUCGCAAAGAAACUGUUGGAAAUCAAUGAAAAUGAGCGUUUCUCUUAUGGUCCUGGAAAGCGCCUCAAGAGUAAAGAAGAACAAGACGAACAUUUGUUCCAGACAGCACGUUUGAUCAACAAUGCUUGUUAUGCUAAUGUUGUUAUUCAUGACUAUAUUCGAACGAUUAUUGGUACUACAGCAGAUUCUGAUUUCAUUCUUGACCCGUUUGCUACACCUUCAAACCCAAUUUACGGCAAUGCUGUCUCUAUUGAAUUCAACGUCAUCUAUCGAUGGCACGCUGGUAUUGGUAAAAAGGAUUCUGAGUGGAUUGAUCAGGUGAUGAGCCUUUUGAUGAACAAAAUGAAAGAAAAGCGAGAACAAAAACAUCCUGGCGAAUACCGAGAAUUGAUCAACAAGGGUACACAAGAUGAAAGCCUCUUCGACCAACUUUUACAAGAGUUCAAUGUACAUUUCGUAAAUGCUUCUGACGAAGAAUUAGCAAAGGGCUUGCCUAUUGCUGGUGCACACCGUGAUCUUCAGACUGGUAAAUUCAAGGACACAGAUAUUAUACAAGGUUUAAGAGACGGUUAUAAUCAACCCCUAUCAGAAAUUGGUAAUGGACGUAAUACGCCUGCUGCUCUGGAACAUGUUGAAAUUGCCGGUAUUAACCAAGCCCGUGCACUGGAGAUUUGUAGCUUUAAUGAUUUCAGAAAGUUUCUUAACCUGACGACUAUGAAAACAUUUGCAGACUUUACUGAGGAUGUUGAAGUCCAAAAGGGGCUGGAGAAGUUAUAUGGGACACCUGACCGAGUUGAACUAUAUGUAGGUCUGAUGGUCGAACGCACAAAACAAACAGGUCUUCGAUUGCCUUAUACGAUGGGUCGAGCCAUUUUAAGUGAUGCUGUCAAUUUACUAAGAAAUGACCGUAUCUUGACUAAAGAAAUGACACCUGCUACUUUGACCAACUGGGGCUUCGAGUACUCUCGAGGUGAUCCUCAUGGUAAUAACCGUGUGUUCCCUACUUUAAUUGCCAAUUCAUUUCCCGAUGCAACCAACGCCUUUAGUUCAGAAGAGCUCAGGACUUUGUUUAACGUUCCAAGAAAACAAUAAGUUCUUGUGCAACACAAUCAUAAGCUUGUCAUGAUC